AUGUUGGGAAUUUUCUUCCGGUUUCUGGGUUGCUUUUAAAUAAUCUUGGUGAAGAAUGUGUAACAAGACAUGAGUUUAUGACAGUGAUCGCUAGUUUAAAUUCAUCAGUCGUCAAAGAGAACCAGAGGUCCAAUGUAGCCUUUGUAGCCGAGUUAUCACACAGCAUUAACAAUCCUCCGAACGGGUUCCACAUCAUCUUUGAUAAAGUAAAAUUAGACAUUGGUGGAAACUACAAGGCCACACACGGCAUUUUUGUCGCUCCUCAUCCAGGAAUUUACCAUUUUGCUGUUGAAAUAACAUCUCCGCCUCAAUCCUCACAUCAUUCUUUGCACGUAAGAAUAAUGAAGAAGAAUCAGCCGGUCGCCUUGACGUUUGCUGACGGCAAUACUCAACAAUGGCUGCGACGAACUGGCUCAAUCAUUCUUCAGCUUGACACCGGAGACGAUGUAUGGUGCCAGACAGAAUUCAUUAGUGGAUCAAACACAAUAGCAGGUGCUAAUACAGGGGACUCCUACUCCAUGUUUUCUGGAUUUAUUGUACACCCAUUGUAAAAACACUAAAA
Saccostrea echinata is the source of this 562-nucleotide messenger RNA. Its product is annotated as complement C1q tumor necrosis factor-related protein 4-like. Lineage: Eukaryota; Metazoa; Mollusca; Bivalvia; Ostreida; Ostreidae. The record is from RefSeq and is a predicted model, not a curated record. The coding region runs from base 78 to 551 and encodes 157 amino acids. Gene Ontology annotation, molecular function: protein binding. The transcript has 2 exons.